GGGAAAUUGUUGGUGCAGAUUGGCGUGCGCGGAACUGCAUUGUCGUUUUCUGACCAUUCGUGACCGCGGCGCCCGUGGACGUGCGAAGGAUCAAGUGAUGAGUACUGCACCAACCCUAAGUGGAGAUGCGCUGAAAGAAGCCUUGAAGAGCCAAGUCGAAUUCUACUUCUCCAAGGCGAACCUCGUCAACGACACUUUCCUCGUCUCGCAGAUGAACUCCCAAAUGUAUGUCCCCGUGGACGUGAUUGUGGGCUUCUCGAAGAUCAAGGCACUGACCACGGACGUUGCAUUGGUUGUCGAUUCCAUCAAGGACUCCACGGUUUGCUCGUUGAGCCCGGAAGGUGAUGCCAUCAAACCCAACAUCAAGUCGGAGCGCAACACGAUCAUCCUUCGUGAAAUUCCGUCCGCCACCGAUCCCAAGGACGUCGAAGCGAUCUUUGAAGGGUGCGGCACUGUCGCUAGUGUUCGCAGUGAUGUCGGUGACACAUGGUUCGUGACCAUGGCCACGGAGGAAGAUGCCGUGAACACGCUCUUGGCGCUGCGUUCCAAGACAUUCCACGACGCGCCUAUCAAAGCCCGCCUCAAGUCGGAGAACGUUUUGCGCUCGUUUCUGCCGGAAUCCACUCCGUCCGCCAACACCACACCGUACCAACCCACGAACGGUUCAAUUUACGGCAACGCGCCGUACUACAGCCAGGCAGUGCCAAAUGCAUUCGGUGUACAAUACGCCGGCCGCACCCCCAUUGCCAAGACUGUCAAAGUUGGCAAAGGCAAGAAAGGCCAAUCCAUCACAGGUGCUGCCGUCAUGGCUGCGCCCACGACCCCAACCAACGCGACAUCGAAGAAAUCCAAGAAGAAGAAGGACCUCUCGGCGGCUGCGACCCCGGCGGCCGCGUCUGGUCCUAAGUCGGCAGGCAAGCACAGCGAACGCCAGCCUAUCUUGAACUCGGCCAACUUCCCACCGCUCCCCCUCGUGAGCGCGAAUGGAGCCGACAUUACGUACAAGUACAGCCACGACGACAUCAUGGAGAUUGUGAAGCACAUGGACGACACAGACUGCGUUCUCCCCGCUGGAAAGAUGGACUUUGAGACGCACGAAAGCGCGUUGACGCCCGUCGCGCACCCGGAUCUGCUCAAAAACCAGCGCACGUACAGUAUCGAACAGGCGCGCGAAGCAUUGCGCCAAGGACGACCGAUCCGCAGUGACUCGGUUGGGUCUGUUGACUACGAAAGUCUCAUGUAUGGCGAAGAGUACACGAAGGAAGCGCGUGAAUUGCGCGCGGCCGCAUCGAAGGACGACGCCAAGAAGCCCGCGGCUGCCGUGUCGGUGGGCGGGUAUGCCGCGGCGUUGAUCCAUGGCACGCCAGUGGUGGUCUCGCCCAAGAAGGUCGCUGUCAAGGUGACCGAAGCGCCCGUUGAAGCGGAGAAGAAGGACAAGGCUGUUCUUGUCACGGAGAAAAAGACCCCGAAGAAGAAGAAGGCCAUCGACACCCCUGCCGCGGCCCCAGUGGUGUUGACUGGUGCGUGGGGUGGCCGGUCGUUUGUGGACGUUGUGACCAAGCCCAAGGACGAGAAAGCUGCUGUAGGAGUAGAUAAAGCGACGAUUGAAUAGGAAGCGCAACGGCCGGCGUGAUGCAUUUUUAGAGAUAAUUCAUGGACUUUUUUUGCAUUUCCCA
Aphanomyces invadans is the source of this 1676-nucleotide messenger RNA. RefSeq lists its product as hypothetical. NCBI's taxonomy places the organism in Eukaryota, Oomycota, Saprolegniomycetes, Saprolegniales, Verrucalvaceae. Gene Ontology annotation, cellular component: nucleus. The coding region runs from base 98 to 1612 and encodes 504 amino acids. The transcript is spliced from 4 exons. The record is from RefSeq and is a predicted model, not a curated record. Gene Ontology annotation, molecular function: mRNA binding.